Messenger RNA from Acyrthosiphon pisum (pea aphid), 2929 nucleotides. Its product is annotated as transcription factor SOX-2-like. Gene Ontology annotation, biological process: negative regulation of transcription by RNA polymerase II; positive regulation of transcription by RNA polymerase II; brain development. NCBI's taxonomy places the organism in Eukaryota, Metazoa, Arthropoda, Insecta, Hemiptera, Aphididae. The coding region runs from base 707 to 2368 and encodes 553 amino acids. Gene Ontology annotation, molecular function: DNA-binding transcription activator activity, RNA polymerase II-specific; RNA polymerase II cis-regulatory region sequence-specific DNA binding. Gene Ontology annotation, cellular component: nucleus. The transcript is spliced from 3 exons. The record is from RefSeq and is a predicted model, not a curated record.
GUGUCGCGAUCGGCCGAUCGGCUACAAUAUAUUAAUAUUAUUUUCGUACUUUCGUCAUUUCAUACUUGGUACAUAGUGUUAUUACGCGGUUACGUGCGGGUGGUCGUGCGCGUUUUUUCGGAUACCGCUGCGGUUACGCUAUACCUACGGUUGUGACCAGUCUCGUGAAUAUUCGAACUUCGUAAAGUUGUAACCAACCGUUUCUCGACAGCGGCAAAGGCGUGUGACGAGUGUGACGUCUGGAAAAAAACCCCGUCGUGCAGAAAUCGUCUCCGAAAUGUACGUAAGUGUUGUACUCGUCAGUCGUCUUGUAAACACUAAACCCGCCGGUCAAACUAUUAUUAUUAUUAGGCGGACUAUUUUAUUUUGUUCAUAAUUAUAUCGUGGAUUCUACGAUUAUCUCUGCACGUGAAGGAUUUCGGCAGCCACUCACUGAAUAGUGCAUGCAUCGUCGAAUACCAGAGGUUAUACCUACCUACAACACUGAUAAAUUUAGGUCCGUCAAUUCGCAGUUGCCUAUUCUACGUACAAAAUAAAACCUCGCGCACCACUGCAGCACGCACACACAUACUUGUUGCGUGUCGGUUGCAUCAUCAUCACCAUCAUCAUAUAUAGUUUGCCGGAAAAACACGUCGGCGGCGGCGGCGAUUGCCGGUGACUGCUACGACAUCGGCGGCGACGACGACGGCGGUUGACGAACGGACCAAUGGGAAAGUGGCUGGCGGUCGAUAAGAGGCGGGAACGGUGGCGGUACGCCAUUGGCGGGGCGCCGCGGACGACCGCCGGCGCCGCCGUUGGAACCGCCGCCGUGUGCCGCCGCGUGUGCUGCACACGCAUUUCGGACACCGUGACGCGCGGCCCACUGCAGCUGCUGAUCGGCCGUGCAUGCAUUUACUGUCUCCUCAGCGGCAACCCGUCCGCCCGAUUCGCUGGCACUCUUCACGCACUGCAUCGUCACCACAGAAUCUCACUGCCACCCGCCGGACGUCUCAGCUGUUCACGGCCGGUGCAGGUCAUGAGCAACGGCAAGACCACCACGCCGCCGGCCACUGCGGCCAACGCGGCCGCCGCAGCAGCAGCGGCUGCAGCAGCCGCGGCCGCGAUGCUGUUGCACCAGCACCAGUCGCCGGCGCUGAACCACCAUCACGCCGCCGCCGCCGCAGCCGCAGCCGCGGCCUAUCACCAGCACCAACAGCAGCAGCACCAACACUUGCAGCAGCACCUGCAGCACCGAGCUCAACACGAACAACAAAUGCACCAUCAUCACCAACAGCAGCAACAGCAGCACCAACAGCACCAACAGCAACAGCACCAGCAGCACCAGCAACAGCACGGCGGUACAGCCACAACUGUGGCGGCGGCCGUCCAGGAAGCCGCAGCAGUUGUCCAACAACAGCAGCAGCAACAGCAGCAGCAUAUCAAGCGGCCCAUGAACGCGUUCAUGGUGUGGUCCAGGGGACAGCGGCGCAAGAUGGCCCAGGAAAACCCGAAGAUGCACAACUCAGAGAUCAGCAAGCGGCUGGGCGCCGAGUGGAAGCUCCUUACUGAACCCCAGAAACGGCCGUUCAUCGACGAAGCUAAGCGGUUGAGGGCGCUACACAUGAAGGAGCAUCCGGACUACAAGUAUCGUCCAAGGCGGAAGCCCAAGACAAUGGUGCAGAAGAAAACCGACACCAGUGCGGUGUCAGGCAAACCGGUGCCGUACUCGGUCCGCGACUUGUUGCCGCAACACGAAUCGUCGGCAGCGGGCUCCGGUAACGGGUCUGCCACGGUGUCGGCCGCCGGAUCGAUGGUGCAUAAUAUGUCGACGGCCAGUGAACAUCAAUCGGCCACCACCGCAGUGGCCGUGGCUAAAUUCCCGCGUGCCUACUUCUCGCCGUACCAACACCACCACUACCCGUCCUCGUUCUACCAGCAGGUGGCCAAGGACCUGUCGACGGUGGCCGGAAAUGGUGGCACUGGCACUGAAGCAGCCGCUGCGGGCAAGGCUGUCCACGACCUGGCGCUGCACGCGCUCUACGGCAGUUCUCUGUACUCUCGGGCCGUGUCGCUGGCCACCGGGUGGCCGAUGAUGGCCGCGGCAAACGUGACAGCAUCCGGCUCCAACGGCGGCUGUCCUGUCAACUGUGCCGAGUGUGGUCAGCACGCGGAACGUCCGUCCCAAUCGUCACUGCAGCCACUGCCACCGCCACCUCCUAGGCCGGCGCACGAGUCAUCCACGUCGUCGUCCACGCCGUCGCCACCCGCCCAGCUUCCGCCGCCACCGUUACUGUCAACUGCCGCCGCCGUCAUCAAGCGGCCCAUCGCUUUGCUUGUCAAGCCGGAUCGCGUCGGGUCGACUGGACUACAUGCGCAACAUGUCAUAUGAAAACCGCUGCCGGUUCUACCGGAACCGGCCGCCGGCACAGCCUGCACCGCUGCCGCCAUGUCGGCCGCCGUCCAGUGCGGUUGGCCGCAGUGUUCGUCGUCCUCGUCGUCAUCGCCACCACCACCGCCGCCGUCGACGACGACGUCUCCCCUGGCCACACCGCCGUGGUGGCUCCAACAGUUGCAGCAGCAGCUGAUGAUGUGCAGUGGCCACAGGAACACUACAGCUGCCCGUGGAUCUCCCGGACCGCCGCCUGCCUCUUCGGCCACCGCCGCCCAAGACCACCGACCAGACUAGAUGAGCGCCACGUGCAUCACUCUCUCCACCACUGCGGUAAGGUUUAAACUACAUAUUAUUUGUGAUGUAUGACGAAGAAGAGAAAACAGCCAUCGAGGACUUCAUUUUUUGUUUUUAUGUAAAUAAUAAUAAUUUUAUAAUAAUUUUUCAUCACGCAUUAAUCAGUUGGAAGAUAAUAAUGUAACCAAAAAAAUUAGAAAACCUGCAGUUGAUAUGAUAAUAAAAUAUGAUAUGCGUUAUCGCAAUCCAGUGUAGUAGCCGGAA